Molecule: messenger RNA, 2240 nt
Organism: Cottoperca gobio
Lineage: Eukaryota; Metazoa; Chordata; Actinopteri; Perciformes; Bovichtidae
Gene: hapln4
Product: hyaluronan and proteoglycan link protein 4
Exons: 7
Coding region: 190-1383 (397 amino acids)
Biological process (GO): skeletal system development; central nervous system development; glial cell differentiation
Cellular component (GO): synapse; perineuronal net
Molecular function (GO): hyaluronic acid binding
Source: RefSeq, a predicted model, not a curated record
GCGAUGGGACUGGGAACGGAGAGAGAGAUAGAGAGAGAGAGAGAGAGAGAGAGAGAGAGAGAGAGAGAGAGAGAGAGAGAGAGGCAGGCAGAGAGGUGAGUGCUGCUGCAGAACAACGUUUAGCCUGGCUGAGGAGUUAAACGGCCGGCACAUCUGCUCCAUCCAGACAUUAAUCCUGUUGUGAUAGCCAUGUUCUUAAAGCAGCUGCGGCCUCUGGCCUUUGGGAAAAUGUCCUUUGUGGUUUUCAUCCUGACCUCUGCCCUCUCAGUGUUUUCCCUGCCUGCUGACAUAGACAAGGGAAGGAGAAAGGUGGUGCACGUGCUUGAGGAUGACACCGGAGCAGUGAUUGUGCAGACCGCUCCUGGUAAAGUGGUGACACAUCGGGGCGGCUCCAUCACUCUGCCGUGCAGAUUCCACCACGAGCCAGAGAACUCCGACCCUGCUCGCGUUCGGAUUAAAUGGACCAAAGUGACUGAUGCGCUGCAGUUUGAGGACGUCUUCGUGGCACUUGGAAGGGAGCAGCGUGUGUUUGGAUCGUACAGAGGCCGUGUGUUUUUGGAGCAGGCAGGGCCCGGUGACGCUUCAGUGAUCAUCCAAAAUGUCACAUUGGAGGACUACGGACGCUUCGAGUGUGAAGUCACUAACGACAUGGAAGACGACACAGGAUUUGUCAACCUCGACCUAGAAGGAGUGGUGUUUCCCUACUACCCCCGGGAGGGGCGCUAUAAGCUCAACUACCACCAGGGGGAGGAUGCCUGCAAACAGCAGGACGCCAUUCUGGCCUCUCACUCUCAACUGCACAAGGCCUGGCUGGAAGGACUCGACUGGUGUAAUGCAGGAUGGCUGGAGGACGGCUCAGUCCAGUACCCUAUCUCUCAUCCCAGAGACCAGUGCGGCCGCAAGGACACCCCCGCUGGCGUUCGUAACUAUGGCUACAGGCACAAGGAGGAUGAGCGCUAUGAUGCUUUCUGCUUCACUUCCAAGCUCAAUGGCAAAGUGUAUUUCCUGAAACGCUUUAAGAAGGUGAACUAUGUGGAGGCGAUGAAGGCGUGCAUUCGAGAUGCCUCAGCGGUGGCCAAAGUGGGUCAGCUGUUUGCUGCAUGGAAGUUCCAGCUUCUGGACCGCUGUGAAGCCGGCUGGCUGGAGGAUGGAAGCAUCCGUUACCCCAUAGUCAACCCUCGCUCUCGCUGUGGAGGAUCCCAGCCAGGCGUCCGACACCUGGGCUUCCCUGAUAAAAAAUUCCGCCUCUAUGGGGUCUACUGUUUCCGCAAGAACAAGGAUGAAACAGCAGAUGGUACUGAAACGACAAAAAGCCUCGCAAAUAGUUUGACAAAGAGGAAGAGCAGCAACGGCAGCGCCACAAAUGCUACGAGGGCAAUUUAAAGUGGAGAGACUGAGAGCAAGAGGGAGAUGCAAUUUUAGAUUUGACAGCAACAACUGUCGCCUAGCAGGAAACUCCAUUCAUCGCUUUUAAAGUAAAACACUCACAGGCAAGAUGUACUUAAUUGCGGAUUUGCCAGAGAAAAGAAGCGAGGCUGUGCAAAAUUUUAGGGUGACAUCUUUAUUAGGGUGAUUCUCCUCUCGUCUCCAGCCGGUCAAUCAUCCUAAAGAGUGAGUAUGUUAGCACGUCUGUUGCUGGAUGAAGGUGAGGUUCAACAACAGCUUGAUCAUCACUCAGACACACAUCCGAUCAGAGAGCCAUGAAUAUCUGUGUUUACAUGUCUGUGAGUGUUUGGACUGCUGAGAAUCCCAGCGCCAGGGUGAAAACAUUCAUUACGGGGUGAGACGGGAUCAUCUACGCGACUGUAUGGAAAAAGAAUCCUCUAAGUUUGGAUUGUGCCGAGUGUAAUUUCCUGUAUCUGAGUGCCAUGCUUGGUUAGCAACCCUCUGGCACAAUGUGAGUCAUUUUUCUCAUUAACAAAGACCUGGCAAUCUCAUCAUCAGAGCUGAACAAGUAGUAAAUAUUGCACUAGCUCUAAAAGAUUUGCACUUUAAAUAGCUUUAUUUUAUGAUAGCAUCUUAGCUCAGACUAAAGCGAGCAUGUAUUGCUUGGCUGAGAGUAGUUGCCGAGGCUGAAUAAGCAGAAAUACAAUGCUACAGUAAUUGCUAUUUACUUAACAUACUGCACUUCUGAGCUACCUGGGCCACAAAUUGCACUAUAAACAUUAAAUGCUGCAACCUUUAUUACAGAAUAUGUUUGUCACUACAAAUAGAUGAAUGUUCUGGGAAAUAAAUUGAAG